Capsaspora owczarzaki ATCC 30864 is the source of this 1147-nucleotide messenger RNA. RefSeq lists its product as hypothetical. The annotation marks the transcript as partial. The transcript has 8 exons. Lineage: Eukaryota; Filasterea; Ministeriida; Capsasporidae. Gene Ontology annotation, molecular function: protein binding. The record is from RefSeq and is a predicted model, not a curated record.
CGAUGGCAGACGACGCACGGCUGAAGGGCAACGAGUGCUUCAACAAGAGCGACUUUGCAGGCGCGCUCGAGUGGUACGAUCGCGGACUGGGACUGGCACCAACCACGGCCGUGCUGCACGCCAACCGCGCAAUGGUCCUUCUGAAACUGGAGCGAUUCAAGGACGCCGAGGCGGCUUGCACCAGCUGUCUGGGCUGCGACCCUGCGUACAUCAAGGCAUUUUCGCGUCGUGCCACGGCGCGCCAGGCGCUCGGCUUGUCGGAACUGGCCAAGCAAGAUCUGGAACAAGUGCUCAAGCUCGAACCCACAAACAAGUCUGCAAAGGAGGAGCUGCGAAAGCUCACCACCGGCGCAGCGAAAUCGGCCUCGUCCGUCAAGUCACAGGAAAAGAAGGUCAGCACAUCGACUCCCGCGCCAGCCAGCGCACCGACCGCCUCAGCUUCAUCAUCAUCAUCAUCAUCAUCGUCAUCAUCAAAGGCUACACCUUCGGCAACAACCGCCACAUCUACAGUGGCUGCUCCCUCAUCGACAAAACCUGUGGGCAUCUCGCUCGAAAAGGCGUCCCCUGUCGCCAAAGAUGCCUACGCCGGGAUUUCGGCUGCAGACAAGGCAAAGCUCGCGCCUCCACCUUCAAUCGAUGUUUUGGUUCACAAGGCACUGACCAUCCUGAACACGUCCACAACACCCACACCGCUAUCUGUUCCAACAAACUCGUACGAGUUUGAGCGGCAGUGGAAGGAGCUGAAUCUCAAGGACGAUGCUGCAGUCGGCACGUUCCUGAAGCAAAUCCCCAUUCCGUCGUACUCGACCAUUCUCGCAAACGUACUCACUGGCGACAUCCUCCCGUUUGUCUUCCGCAUGUUCCGCGAGCAUUUCGUAACGGACGCCCGACAACUGUGUCAAGCAGUCGUAGCUCUUGCUUUCGUCAAACGAUUUGACGUGGCAUUCAUGUUUCUGGAAGACGCUGACCGAUCUGUCAUCCACAACCUUCUCCAAGUCCUCGUCGAGAAACACGCUGACCAGAUUGCACAGUUGCCUGCCGGCCAAUGGAAGCAGGCUUGCGCUCGUUACGAAUUCAAGCUGCUGUAGUGGAUACAGAUUCCUUUUUUUCUUUUCGUUCAAUAAUGACAACUAUCAACGCACACAAA